This is a messenger RNA of Megalobrama amblycephala (Wuchang bream), 1741 nucleotides long. RefSeq names its product signal sequence receptor, alpha (gene ssr1). The transcript has 10 exons. The coding region runs from base 148 to 1077 and encodes 309 amino acids. Gene Ontology annotation, cellular component: endoplasmic reticulum; endoplasmic reticulum membrane. The record is from RefSeq and is a predicted model, not a curated record. Lineage: Eukaryota; Metazoa; Chordata; Actinopteri; Cypriniformes; Xenocyprididae.
GUGAGACGUCAUCAAUAUCCCGGAUGAGGCGCAGGCGCAGUGCAGCUGAUCGUCAGUGUGGCUCAUUCAGCAGUGCUUCUCUCUCGCGGAUCCUCAUUUAAUCUCAAUAUUUCCUCAUUUGCUUCUCAUUAUCGUCUCUCAGAAGUCAUGAAGCUGCUGCAGAAGCUGCUGCUGCUGCUCUUACUGGCGUUUCCGGCGACGCUCCUCCUGAAGGGUCCGGUCGUGUCCGCACAGGAUGCCACUGAGGAAGAGGAGGCUGUGGAUGAAGAUGGUGCGGAUGAUGUGAUGGCUGAGGAUGAGGAUGAUGAAGCUGAGGUGGAGGACGAUGACAACACUGAACUAACUGAAGAAAAGGAGGAAGAGGAGGAAGAAGCUCUGGUGGGCGAGAUGAAGGCUUCACCCAACGCCGACACCACCAUCCUCUUCGUCAAAGGAGAAGGGUCGCUGAAAAGGACAAAAGCAGAUGAUUCUUCAUCUACAAAUUUUCCCGCCAACAACAUCGUGAAGUUCCUGCUGGGAUUCACCAACAAAGGCUCGGAGAACUUCAUCGUGGACUCUCUGGACGCCUCGUUCCGCUACCCACAGGACUUCCAGUUCUACAUCCAGAACUUCACGGCUCUUCAGCUGGGGACGGAGGUUCCUCCGCAGCGCCAGGCCACGUUCGAGUACUCCUUCAUCCCGGCCGAGCCCAUGGGCGGACGCCCCUUCGGCCUGGUCAUCAACCUCAACUACAGGGACAGCAGCGGUAACGUGUUCCAGGACGCCGUGUUCAACCAGACGGUCACCAUCACCGAGAGAGAGGACGGGCUGGACGGAGAGACGAUCUUCAUGUACGUGUUCCUGUCGGGCCUCGGCCUGCUGCUGGUGGUCGGCCUUCAUCAGCUGCUCGAGUCACGCAAGAGGAGGCGGCCGGCGGCUAAAGUCGAGAUGGGAACCUCCAAUCACAAUGAUGUGGACAUGAGCUGGAUCCCACAGGAAACACUCAACCAGAUCAUGGCGAGUCGGCGAGAUAAAGCGUCUCCCAGACGAUCUCCACGCAAGAGGACCCAGAAACGCUCGGCCGGAUCAGACGAGUGAAGAGCCUUCGUCACGCUCUGUGUUUACAGUGAGACGACGAUCCCGUCCAUCACUGGACGCCAGCAGAGACUGAUGCACACACACAUUACACACACACAUUACACACACACACACACACACACACACAUUACACACACACACACACACACACACACACAUUACACACACACACACACACACACACAUUACACACACACACACACACACACACGGCCCUGUUUUUUAAAGUGUAAGUGAGCGAGGAGUCGCGCCGCUGAAGCUUCUGUAGGUUUGGUUUAUUUUUUAAAUUGCCAGUCGUUACUUUGAACAUAUUCACUCGCUUGUUUUUCUCUGGAUGAGUUUGAGGAUUUCUGGGAUGCGUUUGAGCCACUCGAGAGCAGCUCUGCUUCUGCUGUUUCUUCCGUUCAGUCCAUGAGUUUAGACUGAUUUUAACGAAUCAUGUGCCUGGGUUCGUUCACGAGCGUGAGCGCCGGCUGAUGCUGCAGGACCGACUCGAUUCCUGGCGGUUCUUCCUCCUCACAUGAAUUUCAGGAAGGAGGAAAACCGUUUUUGUCUUUUUGUUUUGAUGUUUUUCUGAUCAAUCUAAUAAAGUGACGGUAUUAUGAGCGAGUGCUGAUGUACAGUUCUACUUGUACUUAAAUAAAAAUAAACUGAAAUGAACGAA